UGAAGACAGCCAGGCAAGCUGCAUCUCUGCCAGGCUGCUUUCCUUCCUCCUUGUUUUUUCUCAGCCAGAGUAGCUCAUCAAGCCUGCUCCAGGGGCCUCCGAGCCCAUCUCGAAACGCCCAGGAGAGCGGGGUGUAACGUUGGUGGCCAGGCACCUGGCCCUCCCUUGGCCCUGCUGGCACAGUCUCAGGACAGGACAUGUCAAGCUGCAACACCCCUGGGGGCCCCACUGCCCUGGACUUUCCGGAAGUCCUGAAGUCCCUCCUGGAGUAUUCCUUGCCCUGGACCAACAAGAUGACAGAUAAAGAGAAGGAGAAAAUAAAGCUUGAAGAAGAUGAGGCAGCAGCUGCCAGCACUAUGGCAGGCUCAGCUUCCCUCAUGCCACCCAUUUGGGACAAAACUAUUCCUUAUGAUGGCGAGUCUUUCCACCUGGAGUACAUGGAUCUGGAUGAGUUCCUUCUGGAGAAUGGAAUUCCCUCCAGCCCUACUCACCUGGAUUUGAACCAGAAUCCACUCUUGCCUGUGGCUGAGCUGGAAGGGAAGGAAUCUGCCGGUGCUUCCACUGGUUCUCCUGCAUCAUCCUCUUCCACUGCAGUUUACCAGCAAUCUGAAGCAGCCUCCAGCACAGAGUCUCCACCACAAAAUGAGAGAAAUACACCCAGCCCCAUUGACCCUGACUGCGUAGAAGUUGAGGUGAAUUUUAACCCUGACCCUGCUGACUUAGUGCUGUCCAGUGUGCCUGGUGGUGAGCUCUUCAAUCCUCGCAAACACAAGUUUACUGAAGAGGACCUGAAACCACAACCUAUGAUUAAAAAAGCCAAGAAGGUUUUUGUCCCAGAUGAGCAAAAGGAUGAAAAAUACUGGACAAGGCGAAAGAAGAACAAUGUGGCAGCAAAACGUUCCCGUGACGCUCGGCGGUUAAAGGAGAAUCAGAUCACAAUUCGGGCAGCCUUUCUUGAGAAGGAAAAUACAGCCCUGAGGACGGAGGUGGCAGAGCUGCGCAAGGAAGUGGGACGAUGCAAGAACAUUGUUUCUAAAUACGAGACCAGAUACGGACCCUUGUAAGCACACCCUUUUCCUUGUUAGGGCUCUUUGUUUUAGCCUCUUAGACUUCUCUGCCUUCUGUAGAGACACCCAGAAAUAAAGUUUAUGGAGGCUUUGCCAUUUUGCAUCUACACUAGAAAAAAAACAACAAAACACAAACAAACCCUGUUUCCGUUGGCACAACUCGUUCAGGCCCUUUCCUGAUCAAUCUGUUGUCCAAAAUCUUAGUGUCCAUAUUUACAACCUUGUUUUCAACACCAGUAGAACAUUUUCUGAUGUCAUACAAUUGAACAGAUUCACCUGUCUGGAGGAAUAAAUGUGGAUCCCUCCAGAUUGGAUAGAGCUUUUGCUAUCUGUUCUAAUCUUCAUUUUUAAGUGGAGAAAGAGCCUGGGAGACUCUCCUCUUUCUCUCUCUCUCUCUCUUUUUUUUAAUUUGAUUUUCAAACUCUUGCUCUUUUCUUCUCUCCACUCCGCCUCCCCCUCCCAGCAAAAGGUAAAAUACAAUUUUAGGAUAUAAGUAGAUGUUGCUGGGCAGCAUCAUGAAAUUGUUUCCUCUCCCAUUCAGAGGCGCUAGAAAGUAUGUGUUGUAUAGAACUCUGUUCCUGUUGAAGAAGAAUAGGGGAACCUUUAGGACAGGAAGACAGGAAAAUAUUCAAUCUCUUGUAAAAACAGAAGUAUUGCGAGUUUCAUCUAUUAGUGUUAUGCAGAAUGGAGUCAGUGCAGUUUUGAUUACAACACUGUCUAAAUGUCUUGAUAGGUUCUAAUCCUGGAUAACUUGCAGAAACCAAGGAGAGAGAAGAGUAGUGAAUCACUCGCUUUACAUAUGUGGACAAAAUAAUUUGAUGUGGGUUCUAGACUGUAUUUCUACCACCACCCCUCCUUUUUUUUCCUUAGAGGGUCUUUCCUCUUGAACUGCUGAUAAAGCAGCAUGUUGCACUUAACUGAGAAGUAAGGAAGAUUUAGAAAAAGAGGUCUGGCUCAUUAGGCUGAGCCUUGAGUCCCAGCUGUUAAAAAAUGGCCAGCACCUUAUGCCUUGAAAAAGGGGGCUUUUUAAAAGAAGUAAACAAGCCACUGCUAUUUUACUGCACCUUACCUGUUGUGCAAGAGAUUGAGAAAGAGUUUUGGUCCCUUGUCUUGUGAACACACUAUGGGAUAAGAUACACCCACUGUAAACACAAACAGUUUACCUCACUGUCUCCCGUGCAGCAGCAUAUCUGGUCUCUCGAUACUUGCUGGUUCUAUCUCCAGCAUGUUUCCUGAUAGAAAAUUAGCACACAAGACUUGCCCUCUUGGAGGUAAUCCAUUCUCAGCACCAAGCACUGCUUCAACAAUAUAUGGUGUUAAAAGAAAAAAUAUGCUCUGUGUGAUGUUGAGACCUUCUACACAACCUAAAACUGCAAGAACCAGAAGCUUUAUCAGAAGUAUAUGUCCUCUUAACAAGGGAAGCUGUCUUAAGAUAGUGGCUGUGUCAGAACUCUUAGGCUAUAUUUCCUGGGAUAAUAUUUAUAUUAAGGAGUAAAUGUGGGGUGAUGAUGUUGAGGGUAGUUGCAGUUCCUCUACUGAAAUCUGAAAAUAUAUUUUAAAAGCAUUAGGGUUUAUUUUCUAUGCUGAAGACUAGAUUGUAUUUUAAACAUAAUGUGGAAAUUAUGAGUCUAGAGCAAUUUUGUGUUGACUUCUUAAGGAAGUGGAGAAGCAGGCUAAUCCACAACACUUAAUGUAUGCUUUGAACUAUACCCCCACCCCCUCUGUUAUGCUCUUAAUUUGACUAGAGUGGCUCUUGAUGUGGUGUUGGUCUAAUUUCUUUCAAACAUACUAAAAAUUGUCACCCUUUCAGCAGGGGUUUUUUCUUUCACAGGGUGGUUUGUGGUGGUGAUGGUGGGAAGUAUGUUAUAAAUAAAUUGUCACACUUAACACU
Ficedula albicollis (Collared flycatcher) is the source of this 2958-nucleotide messenger RNA. RefSeq names its product thyrotrophic embryonic factor (gene TEF). Lineage: Eukaryota; Metazoa; Chordata; Aves; Passeriformes; Muscicapidae. Gene Ontology annotation, cellular component: nucleus. The transcript is spliced from 4 exons. The coding region runs from base 198 to 1064 and encodes 288 amino acids. The record is from RefSeq and is a predicted model, not a curated record. Gene Ontology annotation, molecular function: DNA-binding transcription factor activity, RNA polymerase II-specific; RNA polymerase II cis-regulatory region sequence-specific DNA binding. Gene Ontology annotation, biological process: regulation of transcription by RNA polymerase II.